CACCCGCAGCCGCAGCCCCGGACGAAAGCCCAACGGCACUCUGAUGCGGAACGGCGUGUUUCCUGGGAAACCGACGGCGCUCCACAACCUGGACUCCUGCUUCCCGACCAGAGCGCUCCCUGUGGACAACAGCAAAGCGCUGGUGCCCGUCGCGCCCCCGCCCGUGCCCAUGCUGCCGUCGCGCCACGACAAGAGUCGCUGUCUGCAGUCGGCGGCGGUGGUGGCGGUGGCUUCCAACGCUGUGGUUGCCGCGGCAGCCACAACCCGCGAGCGGGUGCGCUUCAGCGAGACGGUGCAGUACCACGGCUAUUGCCCAGACUGUGACCUGCAGUACGAGCUAGAGCACACGGAGCUGCACCUGCACGACGAGCUGCUGGAGGAGCAGCCCAGCCCCACGCACCGCUGCUGCUCCUCCCCCUCCCCCUCCCCCCCGCCGCUGCCCCUGGAGAACGGGGGCCUGACCACCAGCCACAGCUUCCCCCCGAGUGGCCCGCCCCCGCCCUGCACACCCCACUCCUCCACCCUCAAACCGGCCAAGACCAUCCUCCGCAAGUCCACCACCACCACCGUUUGA
Sardina pilchardus (European sardine) is the source of this 574-nucleotide messenger RNA. It is a transcript of the gene prr16, whose product is annotated as proline rich 16. Gene Ontology annotation, biological process: positive regulation of cell size; positive regulation of translation. The record is from RefSeq and is a predicted model, not a curated record. Bases 44 to 574 code for a protein of 176 amino acids. Lineage: Eukaryota; Metazoa; Chordata; Actinopteri; Clupeiformes; Clupeidae. The transcript has a single exon.